Cynara cardunculus var. scolymus (artichoke) is the source of this 1622-nucleotide messenger RNA. Its product is annotated as 5'-3' exoribonuclease. The record is from RefSeq and is a predicted model, not a curated record. Bases 91 to 1446 code for a protein of 451 amino acids. The transcript has 5 exons. Gene Ontology annotation, molecular function: 5'-3' DNA exonuclease activity; 5'-3' RNA exonuclease activity. Lineage: Eukaryota; Viridiplantae; Streptophyta; Magnoliopsida; Asterales; Asteraceae.
GGCAACCGACAGGUAAAUAGUUUUCUCACCAUUUCGAACCCCCAAAUAGAUUUCCUUUUGCUUUCUUUUUCUCUCAAUCGUCUGCACUAGAUGAUGGGUAGGAACGGCAAUAAUAAUCAUUCCAAGAACAACAAUAACAAGAAGAAGAAGAACAAGCGUGGUGGUACGAAGAAAAGGAUGACGGUGGAACAAUCUCUUGCUUACAGAUCCGUUAGUGAAUGGGUUUACUUGGACAAUAUAUCUUCUUCGGGGAAUUCGGCCAUCGCCAUUGAUGAUGAUUUUAAGGUGAAGUUGGUGCAUACCAAGGUUUCGGCUGAGAAAUUGGUGUUUGAAUUACAUUCUCAUUCGAUUUGCAGUGAUGGGUUCUUGUCUCCUUCCAAGCUUGUGGAAAGAGCCCAUCAGCAUGGGGUAAAAGUCCUUUCUCUGACGGAUCAUGAUACAAUGGCCGGCAUCCCUCAAGCCCUAGAGGCAGCUCGAAGAGUUGGCAUCAAGAUUAUCCCUGGUGUUGAAAUCAGUACCAUUUUCACCCCCAGAACGGAGUCUGGAUCAGAAGAACCGGUUCAUGUUCUAGCCUAUUAUAGCAGUUGUGGACCAGCAAAUUUUGAAAAGCUGGAUCAGUUUUUGGCUAAUAUAAGAGAAGGGCGUUACCUCCGAGCAAAGAACAUGAUCUCAAAAUUGAACAAACUCAAGUUGCCUCUUAGGUGGGAGAAUGUGGAAAAGAUUGCAGGUGAUGGUGUCGCUCCAGGAAGACUGCACGUUGCUCGUGCUAUGGUUGAAGCAGGCCAUGUAGAGAAUUUGAAACAAGCUUUUAGCCGUUACCUUUAUGAUGGAGGACCUGCUUAUUCUACCGGAAGUGAGCCUGACGCGGAGGAAGCGGUGCGAUUGAUAUGUGAAACUGGUGGUGUGGUGGUGCUGGCUCAUCCAUGGGCGUUGAAAAAUCCAGUUGCGGUUAUCAGAAGAUUAAAAGAAGCUGGCUUGCAUGGGUUGGAGGUUUAUAGAAGUGACGGAAAAUUAGCAGCAUUCAGUGAUCUAGCGGAUUCAUAUGAUCUUCUGAAGCUUGGAGGUUCAGACUAUCAUGCAAGAGGUGGCAACAGCGAGUCUGCUUUGGGAAGUGUGAGCCUGCCAGUGGUGGCUGUGCAUGAAUUCCUUAAGGUGGCUCGUCCAAUCUGGUGUGGUGCCAUCAAGAGCACAGUGGACCGGUAUCUCAGUGACCCAACUGACUCAAACCUAGAGCAUAUCUUGAGAUAUGGCAGGACCAAACUAGCCAAGAGUGGCAUUUCUGUUCCUUUCCCAACAAUUGCUCAGAGUCACAGCAUCGACCUCAUCGGUCAGUGUCUUUCCCAGUGGUUGACAAACGAAGAACAAAAGAAUACGGACUUCGAAGCCAUUAGAUUGAAGCUUCCAUACAAAGAGGGAAAUCUGGAAGCCCUAAAGAACAGUACAUAGUUUCACAUAGAUUCAACUGUCUUUAUGUGGGUGGCAACUUUUCGUAUUUGAGCUUUUCUGGAUUCAUUAUCUUAGCAUUUUUGCUCUAGAAGUUUAGCUUUCAAAAUUCAAUGUAUUUUAAUAUUAGAUGUCUUUCAAGAUUGAAGAAACAGAACGGCUAAUGAAAAAUGAGCAAG